AUGAUGUUGUAUUAUCUGUUAAUUAUUAAUCUCAUUACAUAUAAACUAACAUAUGCAAUUAGUGCAAUUGAUGGCAGAGAAAAUUUCGUUAUGGAUCAACCAGAGGAAACAUACGAUAUUGCAUUGCCUGUUCUAAAUGUUUACUAUGAGGAGAUGCCAAAGGAUUGGAAAUAUGAAACUCAAAAGGCGCAUGAAAUUAAGGAUUUUGAGCGGGAAAUCGAUGAAGCAGACAACAGUAUGAAAUAUGACGCUUUAUCUCUACUAGAAGUUAUCGCAAAGGAACGCAAUAUUAUAUCCAAAAUCAAACAAAAUGUUGUUAAGAAGCAACUGGUGGCACCCAAUGCUAAAUUAACUCACAAUCUGUAA
This is a messenger RNA of Babesia microti strain RI, 366 nucleotides long. RefSeq lists its product as hypothetical. Lineage: Eukaryota; Apicomplexa; Aconoidasida; Piroplasmida; Babesiidae. The record is from RefSeq and is a predicted model, not a curated record. The transcript has 6 exons. The coding region runs from base 1 to 366 and encodes 121 amino acids.